Molecule: messenger RNA, 1143 nt
Organism: Ipomoea nil (Japanese morning glory)
Lineage: Eukaryota; Viridiplantae; Streptophyta; Magnoliopsida; Solanales; Convolvulaceae
Product: mediator-associated protein 2-like
Exons: 5
Coding region: 360-1028 (222 amino acids)
Source: RefSeq, a predicted model, not a curated record
UAUACGCCUCGCGUGGGUUGCGACCAGCGAGUCUCACCGACGGGCGACGGCGGCACUACUCCGGCUGCGACGGCGCUACUCCGGCUCCGACGGCGCAUCUCCUGCUCCAGUGUCCACUGCAGCCCUGCUCCGUGAGAACCGAGAGGGGAGACCGCGAGAACCACUGCUCCGUGUCUCCGUGACGGCUGCCGGCUGCCGGCUCUCGGCUGACUGCUGCUCGCCUGCUUCACUGGACGGCUGGAGCUGAGUGCUUACUUCUCUACGCUACCGUCGCUACGCCUCUACUGAGUACUGGAUUAUCUGUAGUGUCCCCUGGUUAUAUCUAUUAAACUUUCCCCGGGAGUUGAGUUACCAAGCAAAUGGAUGUUGCUAAUGAAUUGGGUUACAAACCUCCUUCUGAUUUUGUGGAGGAUAAGAGAGAUCCACUUGUUGAACUUAAAGUAACGGAUUCAACUGAGCUCUGGCUCAUCCAAUGGCCCCUAAAUCAUUCUUCAGAUUUUGAUGGGCAAGUGUCACUGAAACUUGAUAAUGAUGGGCAUUUAGGCAGCUUUGAGAGUUCUUCUGGAAAAUCUUAUGAUGUUUUCAAUUUAAAAGCCCAGGAUCCAGUUGGAACGGUAUUUCUAUCUUCUGCAUCAGAGGCAAAAGCUGUUGGAAAGAUUUCGCGCCAUGUUUCUUUUAUUCACUAUCCAGAGCCUAGUGAAUUUCAGAAACACAACAAAAUGAGUUUGAAGGAGAUAGCUCAGAGGUCUUCAACGAUGACAAAGACAAGUUCAGUUUUCCAUCCUUCAAGUGGUACUAAAAGUAGUAAGCAUAAAACUUCACAAUCUACGAGUAUGUAUACUACCAACACUACUCCUAGUAGCCAACAGAAAAGUUCCAAAUCCAAAUUGGGUGAGCCAUCUAAGACUCUGAAGAAAAGAAGCAAGUCCAUGGACCAGGAUUCUGGAAGAGGCAACAGUGCAGUUACCACUUCUGGAUCAGCCGGGCAUUCUCAAGAAAGAAAAGCAAAAAAGUUGAAGGCUAAUUGAAUCUUCAAACUGUUAUAGCUGCUUCCAUUUAUCAGAUCUGUUUCAAUCUUGAUGCACAAUUUUGAGGAAGAUACAGAGAAUCAUACAGAAUAUUAAAAUGAUUCACCGGCUUGUC